AUGUCCGGAGUGGUUGCGUCGUUCAUCGUGUACGGUGUCCUGCACAUGCGUGGCGUACAAGACCGCGAAGGAUGGAGAUGGCUUAUCCUCAUUGAAGCCUUGACAAGCAUAGUGAUUGGGUUUCUAAGAUUUCUGUUUCUUGUUCCAGGCCCCACACAGACGGCAACAUGGUGGAAUCCCAAAGGAUAUUAUACAGAAGGAGAAGGAAAGAUCAUUGUCAACUGUGUUCUGCGUGAAAGCCCCUCCAAGGGAGACAUGCGUAAUCGCCAAGCAUUAAGCUUGAAAAUGCUUUGGCAGAGUUUGAAAGACUACGACCUGUGGCUAGUCUAUGUCAUUGGCGACCUGUUCGAGAUUCCUACCUCCUCGCCGAAGGGGUAUCUCAGCUUGUCGCUGAAGGCCAUUGGAUUCGCUACCUUCCAGACGACCUUGUUGGUAGCCGAAGGCUACGAGUUCCAGGUACGAUGGAAGUGGCCCAAGAACGCCGUGGUGAAUUGGGAUAACCGGGCUACUUCCCACACUGGGAUCUUUGACUAUUUUCCUCAUCUGCAGCAUGGGCUACGGGUUGCUCCGCAAGCCGAGAAGCCCUAUCUUGACCCCAAGUCCGAGACUCGGAAGGAGGCGUUUCAGGAAGAGGAAACUAAAAAGAGUAGCUAG
Molecule: messenger RNA, 654 nt
Organism: Aspergillus alliaceus
Lineage: Eukaryota; Fungi; Ascomycota; Eurotiomycetes; Eurotiales; Aspergillaceae
Exons: 3
Coding region: 1-654 (217 amino acids)
Cellular component (GO): membrane
Molecular function (GO): transmembrane transporter activity
Source: RefSeq, a predicted model, not a curated record